Porites evermanni is the source of this 4208-nucleotide messenger RNA. NCBI's taxonomy places the organism in Eukaryota, Metazoa, Cnidaria, Anthozoa, Scleractinia, Poritidae. The record is from the annotation of a GenBank genome assembly.
AUGUGUAUAAAGUUUGAGAGUGAAGAGAUUUUGAUUACUGGAGAUUAUUGCAGCAAGAGUGAUUCGAAAGAGGAAGAUCGAGGAAAAGGUACGGUCGUUUGCAUUGCGUGAAGACGAAGCGAUUCAGAAAGCGACAAAUUGUCAACAACGAGAAGCAAAACGCAGUUACCGUGGUUUCGUAACCGUUGUGAUAAGCUUCAUUAUCAUUGUUCUUCUUUUAGUGUUGUUUGGAAGAGUAGGUGUUUUUAUACUUGUUUUUGUACUGUAUGUUAUUGCUCUUCACAAAGUUUAUGUUGCGAUGUUGUGGAGAUUGUGCAUUUUCAGCAAGUUUGUAAGGGGCGGAGUGUACAGAUGUUAGUCAAGUUGCUGGAGAACGUGUGGAGGAAGCUGUACAUAAGAAAAGUGUUGUUGUAGAGGAAAUAAAGGAAGUGGAACUGAGAUCUGUUCGUGCGCAAAUUAUUUAUCAGUUGUGAAAGAAAUUAUAAUCGAAACGUGGAAUUUGACGAAAAGUAAUAGCAUACAGGUUCUUCAUAACAGAAUUUGAAACAGGAUAUUAGAGGAGAUGACCCCUCCUACUAGCAGACAUAAGACAUCUGUUACUCAAAGGAGAAAAGUAAGGGUAUUUGUGCGGAAGGGUAUCCGGAAAAAUAUGAUUUCUGACCAUUCCUCCGCAUUCACAAUUAAUUCCACAACCAGGACGCCGAAGUGCACGCUCACAUAGCAUCUUGUUUAACAAAAGACUCGCGCGGACACUGUCACUAUCCUCUAUAGCAAGCGUUUUCGCCCGAGUUCGUUAAGAAUUGCCAAACAGGCCACACGGACACUAGUCAUACUUUAAAAACCCUAAAAAAAAUAAAGAAAAUAUAACCCCAGAAGAAGAGUCCACCAAGCAUGUCGUUGGCCUGUCGAUCGAUAAGUGGACGAAUUAUCAUACCGACCAACACGAUUGGUCGACAUAUCAGUCGAUACGCGGUCGACCCAUAGGUAAACCUGAAGACCGACACUCGACCGCCUAAAAUACAGUAAUAAUGUUGGCAGAGACAUCGACGAAGAGUUGGCCGAUAUAUAUAUGUCGUAUAACGUGUCGAACGAUACUCGACCGUGAGGUGCCUUCAGGAAGGGGGCAUUGGGGUAUAUUAGAAACCGCAAAACCGAAGGAAAAAAUCAUCCAAAACCGCAAAACCGCAAAAAAAUUCGGCCAAAACCGAAAACCGCAUACAAAACCGUCAAAAACCGAUACAAUGGUGACAAGUGGGGCAUACAGAGCAAACUAAACUAACACUAAUUUCACCAAAGUAUUUGUGAAUGUCAUGGACUUUGUCUGAAGCCUUCGUAUCUUUUUGUGUCUGCUUAAAUUAUAGGCUUUGUUUCUGCCGCUCUCUCGAGCCCAGACUUUGCGGCUCAAUUUCCGAAAAGCCGCUAGUUUUGGGAGAAUUUGCACACAAGUCCUCUUUAGAAUUGCAAUUUUGCAGUCGCAAAAAGCUGUAGCUCUGGAAACUUCAAACGAAAAUCUCUAAUCGAACAUUUCCAUUUGAUAACUAACACCUGAAAGUUUGGAGACUCGAUUGUCUAACGUGCAACGUGUUUGAUUACCCUGUGAACAGAGUCUCUUAACCUCUCUUCGAUCUUGUACGCUUAGAUAUUACGUAUUCUCAAUGUAUUAGCACUAUUCGGGACAUUAAGUCUUCGUAAACGAGCUUUAUGUAUGGGAUAAACUAUAGUGAUUAAGCUAUUGUAAUGUAAAUACAGUGAAACCUGUAUUAAGCGGACACCCUCGGGGAAUGCUGUAGUGUCCGCCUAAUACAGGUUUCAAUAGAUAACGUCAUAUGAGAUGUCAAAUGCUAUUCAAAUGAACAGUGGAAAUGUUAAGAAUACUCCCAGAGACUUUGACGAUAUACGUUUGCAUUAAUUUCUUUAUUAUAAUAAUAAUAAUAAUAAUAAUAAUAAUAAUAAUAAUAAUAAUAAUAAUAAUAAUAAUAUUUAAUACUUAUAUUGCGCUUUUUCGAUAAAAAUACUCAAAAGCGCAUUACAAUAUUAUUAAUAACUAAAUUAAACACCAGUAAAAUUACCCGGUAAAAUUACAAUAUUUAAAAAUAAAUAAAUAAAUAAAUAAUCUAACUAAAAGCCUUCUUAAAUAGAUAUGUUUUAACAGAGCGUUUAAAAGAGUCGAUUGAUGUUUCCUGUCUUAUUGGCAGAGGAAGACUGUUCCAUAAAAAGGGGGCAGCCAUCGAUAACGCGCGAUCUCCCAAAGUCUUCUUCGUUCUUAGCCGAGGCCUUUCUAACAAUAUACCAUUAUUGUUACGGCGUAGUUGGUAACGUGAGUCCGAUAAGACAGAGACAAGAUCCUUAAGAUAGCUAGGCGCAACACCGUGAAGAAUCUUAAAUGUAACAAGGAGAAUCUUAAAAUCUACGCGCAAGCGCACUGGUAGCCAGUGGAGUUCUCUUAGCAAAGGAGUAACGUGACAAUACUAAGGUGCGCAGUAAACCAAUCGAGCACUGGCAUUCAUGACUCUUUGAAGUUUCUUAAUUUGAAACUCAGGAGCACCGUACAAUAAACCAUUACAGUAGUCAAGCCUGCUUGUGAUGAACGCGUGAACAAGCCUCUCGGUGGACUCGCGAGACAAAUACUUCCUAAUGUGCCGGAUAUUGUACAAAUAAUAAAACGCGCUAGCACAAGUCUUAGACACAUAAGUCGACAUGUCCAGAUGAGAAUCGAACCAGGUGCCCAAAUUGCGCACUGAAGAGGCAGGCGAUACCUCAGCUUGGCCGAUCUUGAUCUUGUCAACGGACACCUUUGAUAACUGUCGUUCCGUGCCAAUGAUCAAGAACUCAGUUUUAUCGUCAUUUAGCAUUAACUUAUCAUCUCUCAUCCAUGCGCGAACGUCACGAAUACAGUUCUCAAUCGCAAUCACAGCAUCAGCCUCGCUGGUCUUAUCAACGGGAUUAAACGAUAUAUAUAGCUGCGUAUCGUCCGCAUAGGUGUGAACGGAUGGCAGAUGAGAUUUCAAGAUGUCAAACAGCGAACUCGCGUAGAUUUUAUCAAAGUGGACCGAUUGGUCAUAGUACCAUAAACAUAGAUUGCAACUCAAAUUUGAAGAAAUCAGAUGAGUGAAACAAGCUCUAUACAAACAAAACGAAAUAGAAAAAAAAAAUACUGUACUAUGGAACUAAUCAAAUAAGUUCGUCAAGUAACGUUUUUUAAUGUAAAAAUCGAAAAAGUUGUGGGUGGCAAUUCGAGGUAAUCUUUCGCAUUUGCGGUGUCUGGCAUGUUGGGUAGUGGAAUUUGAUUACAAGUGUCCGUUUAAUACAGGUUGGUAACAAUAGAAAUGACUAUUUCACGUAAUUUUUAGGUGUCCGCGUCCGCUUAAUAGAAAUGUCCGCUUAAUAAAGGUUUCAUUUAAAGUAAAUAAGGGAAAUAAAUUUUGGGACUUCGUCUACUGUCCGCUUAAUAGAGGGUGUCCGCUUAACACGGUGUCCGCUUAAUACAGGUUUCACUGUAUAAUGACAUUAAUGAUUGUCGAUUGACUUACCAAACACUAUUCUUAAGCUUCUGCAGGCUUCUCUCUUCCCUUUUCACUUUACAUCUAAACUUGUUUUUCUUUUGAAAAUUCUCGCCGCCUUUCCCCUCCUCGUAAAAAAACGCAACACAAUCCACAAUUGUUUCUUCCGUUGCUGGCGCGGGAGGUAAGUUGGAAGCCAUAGCUCGCAAACUGACCAAAUGGUCGCCCUGGUCUGCGAGUUCAAAGUCUCGCCGGGCGUCAAUGGAGACGUUUGAUCCCCUACCAUGACAUUUAUUUUGUCACGCAUUCCUCUAAAUAACUUUGGCGUUUCGCGGCUAUUCGACCCCCGAAGUGCUGCUCAAAUCGAACAGAAACCGGAACCCAAAAUAGGACAAAAUGGGAAAAACCAAAAACCACAUCGGGUACCAAAACCGAAAAACCGCUAGUAUUUUUCACGAAAACCGAAAACCAGAUGCUAAAAAACGAAAAAUCCGCAAACCGCAAUGACCACCAAAACCGAAGUCUUUUGCAACAAAAACCGAAAAACCGAUUUAAAAAAUAGCCAAAACCGCAAAACCGAAAAUCCCAAUGCCCCCCUCCUUCAGUGCACAAGAUCCUUCAAUUCUUGUUCUUGGCGAAGGAUCUCAGAGCAAUCCUGCAUGUCCUGUCAUCCUGUUUACCGAUCUUUUGCGCAAUUUCCGCAUAUGA